Marmota monax (woodchuck) is the source of this 3132-nucleotide messenger RNA. RefSeq names its product transmembrane and death domain 1 (gene Tmdd1). The transcript has a single exon. Lineage: Eukaryota; Metazoa; Chordata; Mammalia; Rodentia; Sciuridae. The coding region runs from base 1395 to 2321 and encodes 308 amino acids. Gene Ontology annotation, molecular function: protein binding. The record is from RefSeq and is a predicted model, not a curated record. Gene Ontology annotation, biological process: signal transduction.
AAAUGAUAUCAUCAGCAUCUUUUGUGUGGGACUAUGCAGCAGUGUGAUUUUUUUUUUUUUUUUUAAAUCCAAGAGUAUGAAGUAAGAAAUAGGCUCGGGAGGGGUAGGUAAGUGAGAUUGGAGAAGUCAGCUGGGACUUUACCAGUAGAAUCUCCAAAUUCUCUGUUAAGAACUGGGGCUUAAGCCCAAUGCCGUGCCAUAUGCCUGUAAUCCCAGCUACUUGGAAGGCCUGAGGCAGGCCAGCCUGGGCAAUUUAGUGAGAUUCUGUCUCAAAUAAUAAAAAGGACUGGGGAAUGUGGCUUGGUGAUAGAGUACCCCUGGGUUCAUACCCAUUAUGGCAGGAUGAGGGUGGGGAGAAAAGCUAGAGCUCCACAAAAAAAGUAUGGUACAUAUGUGGUGGGGAGGUUGAAGUGGACAGAGGACUGUUUUGCAAGUUAAGAUUUUAUACAUUGAUUCAACAAAUCUAAAUCCCUCUUACCUGCUGGUUGCGAUGGGGACAGUGGAUACACUUCACAGUCUAGUGGCUGGAUCCAGGGUGGUGUCAUCAGCAUCCUUUGUGUGGGUGGUCAGCAUCAGCUAGUCCAGUGGGCGAAACAGUGGAAAGGCAGAGCUGCACGGUGCUGGGGCAAGGGCAAGCAGAGGGGUGCUUAUGGAGUCUGGGCUAAGCAGUGUGUGUUUGCCAGUCAGGGAGCAGGCCAGGGAUACUUUUUGGGCAGCCUAAAAGUACCAACCAAGAGCCAAAGGAAAGCCAGAGCCAAGCUUUCUUGGGGGGAAAUAAAACAAGUUUAGGGAAAUGAAGCCCCAGUGUGUGUGGAGGAUGGGAGACCAGAGGAGGUGCUUAUCUAAUUAGGAUGGAGGCAGAGCAGUUGUGCAAGAAUGAGAAAGGACAAGGUCAUCCCCAAGAGAAUUUAGGACUUGACUGGGUAUUGGGGAUGAUGGAGAGCAGGGGUGUCUAGGGCUUCUUGGUGGAGGGUGAGGGUGUGGUAAGUGAACUAGAAAAGGAAUUGGCCAAAUUUGAAGAUUAGCGAGAAUAAGGAGGUGGCCCUUCAAUAUAAGGGCCCAGAAUCCUAGCCUUCUGGGGGCCCAUCCCACCCAACCCGUGGCUAUCGCAGAUCCUUUCAUUGCAGUUCCUGGGCUUAGUGAGUCUUCCUUCCCAACCAGUCCUAGUGUUGGAAGCCCUUCUCCUCAUCCUGGUGGUUGGGGCCUCUAGCCCAUAGUCCCUGAGUGUUCAAAUCUAUCCCCACUCCCUGUGGCUCGGAGACCCUUCCUGCACUUCCGUUCCUGAGGGUUCGAAGUCCCCGCCCUCCCACAAUCCAUGGGAGUGAGGACCCCAGCCUCCGCCGGCAUUCGGAGCCCCUCCCAGCAAAGGCUGAGGUCCUGGACUUGGCCCUACGAUGGGCGCUCUGGCUCUGGGGCUGGCGCUCUGGGGCUGGGUGCUGGGUCCGGCGGGGGCCCUGGACGCCUUGGGCCCUCACGCGGCCGUCCGUCUGGCCGAGCUGCUGACUCCGGAGGAGUGUGGCCAUUUUCGGUCACUCUUGGAGGCGUCAGAGCCCGACGUGGAGGCCGAGCUGGCCCGGCUUUCCGAGAAUCGUCUGGCGAAGCCCAAGCCGCGAACACUCCUGUCGGGGUCUCCAGACCAGCUGUGGCGGCGGCGGCGGCGGCGGCGGGAGGCGACUGAGGUCCCGACGAGCCAGGUGACCGAGCCCAGGAAAGUUUCCGACGAUUGCCGGGAAGCCCUGGCGUCCUGGCUGGCUGCCAAAGCCUUGUCCCUGUCUUGGGACCGUGUGGCCCGGGCCCUGCGGCGUACUGGUCGCCCCGAUGUGGCCCGGGAGCUCGGUAAGAACCUCCACCAGCAGGCGACGCUGCAGCUGCGCAAGUUCGGGCAGCACUACCUGCCGCCUCCGGGAGUCGCCGCCCACGUCCCCGCCGCGGCCCCGCGGCCCCGGCGCACCUUGGAUCACGCGCCCAACUGGGACGAGCUAGAGCUGAUCGUGGAGCGCCUGCCGCAGCCCCCGUACGAGCGGAGCCCCGCGGGCUGGGCCGGGCCGCUGGCGCUCGGCCUCCUUACAGGCUUCCUGGGAGCGUUGGGCUCCGGGGCUCUGCUUAUCCUGCUCACGCUGUGGAUCACUGGCCGCGAUGGCGACCCGGCGCGGCCCAGAGGCCGUGACCCACCCACCAUGCCCCGGCCGAGGCCAGCCGAGGCGCACCGCCGGUGGGAAACAGAGCCGCUUCUGACUAGGGAGCCGCUCGCGUCCCCAGCCCUCCGGGCUCGGGUUGCAGCUGAGCCAGAUUGCCCCUCGCCUCCAUACCCCCCGUGGUGAAACGGGAGCACCAGGCUUUAGGAGUGCUGCCUUGUACGUUUGAUAAAAAUGUUCCAAAAUGCCCAGCGGAGGGAGCAGUUUGUUGUCGGUUGGAAAUGCCCAGCCUAGCCCGUGGACUGCAGAUGGAACACCAGGGGCGCUGGUGCCAGUCUCGCAGGGUGGGGGCGGACCUCUCACUUCUUAACAGCCUUAGUUCUGCCUUAUCUUGCAGUUUUUCUCCCACUAAGAGCUACCACUUAUUGAACACAGUCUGUGUGCAGGGCUGGUGCAAAGAAGUUCUGUACAUUAUUUGAUUUUCUCCUCCAAACCCAAGAAGGAAGUUAUUUCUAUUAGACAUCAGGAAACCCUGCUCACAGUUUCUUAGUGCCAUAGUCAGGCUUUUGAACUCAGAACCACUGACCUGAAAAUUUGAGUCCCAGAGGAAUGGUAUGUGCCGGAUGAGGGAGCUUGAGACACACAUGGGACCAGAACAAUAUGCACAGCUUCCCUGGGUUUGCUCUGAGGUGCUGCUGGAUUGUGCAGGGGCAGUGCAGGGAGAGGGGCGCCCUCUUGCAGAGGCUGCUGCCUACCAGUUGCCCCACUCAGGCAAGGCUUCCUGAAGUUCCAGCUGGAGCCCAGGACCUUUCCCACCCACUUCUGAGUCCAGGGCUUAGGAGUGAGAGCCAUGACAGAAUGACAGGCCAAUCCAAGAGGAGAAUUGAAAACAAGAUUGACGUAACCCUUUAUUGCAAAUUCUAAAGUAAAAAGAUGUACAGUACAAAGUAAAAUUGAAAUUUCAGACUAUAAACCAAUCCACUUAUACAUUCUCAUU